Heterocephalus glaber (naked mole-rat) is the source of this 6954-nucleotide messenger RNA. NCBI's taxonomy places the organism in Eukaryota, Metazoa, Chordata, Mammalia, Rodentia, Bathyergidae. The record is from RefSeq and is a predicted model, not a curated record.
CCCUCCCCCUCCCUCCGGGCCGGCCGGGCGGGCGGGGUCUGCACAUCUGGCGCGCGGCGAGCGCCAUCUAGGCGCCGGCCCCGCGGUGCCCGGGCUGGAGAGGGGACGGGAUGUCCCUUUGCCUUCGGGAAGGAGGGACUCGCGGUGGGCAGGAGCAGCCCCCGUCCGAGACCGGAAGGAGGAGGCAGAAACAUCUCCUUUUCUUUAACCCUUCCGGGCUCUGCGUGGGUUUUGCCUUCUAGGGCCCCUCCCCCGAGGGCUGCUGGGAUUGGCCAGAACCCUGCCGGAUCACAAAGCACCCAAGGUCCGGCCCACAGCCAGCCACUGAGGCUGGUGGGUUCAGCUGCAGGGCCAGUAUGGCUGCGGGAUGAUGAGAGAGACAUCUAGGAAGGCGAUCAGGAGAGCAAAGGACCAGAGACAAGAUGAUCUAGGUCUCAGGGCCCAGCUGACCUGCUCAGGGACCAACACAAUCCAGCAAGCAACACAGCUCCUGGUCAUGAACCACCUGUCACCAAGUGGGAAUUUCUCCCUCCAGCCCCAGCUCACGCCUAAUCUCCAAGACAGCACUGUGGGAAAACCAGCUCCACAGCCGCAGCAGGUGGCCCCCAGCUCCCAGGAGCCUGGGCCCCAGCAGCCAGCGCCCCACCGUGUGCCGCGCCUGUGGGCGGUGGUGGAGAGCCAGGCCUUCCAGAACAUCCUGGUGGAUGAGAUGGACAUGAUGCACGCACGGGCGGCCACCCUCAUCCAGGCCAACUGGAGGGGCCACCGGCUCCAACAGAAGCUCAUGUCCCAGAUGACGGCGGCCAGGGCCAUCCAGGAGGCCUGGCGGCGCUUCAGCACCCGGCGCCUCUGGCGCUCCAGCAAGCUGAUGGUGAGGACGCAGGCGGAGGAGGGCAACAUCCCCUACCACCCGCCACAGCAGGUGCGCUUCCAGCCCCAGCCCACCGUGGUGAACAGAGAGAUGCAGGCCCCUUGUGCCCCUGUGGCAGCCGUCCUGCCCCACCAGGCCACAGCCCACAGCCUUCCAUCCUUGGGGAGCCUAGAUCCCAAAUGCCAGCCGGGCCUGGUGACGAUGGCAGGCAGGAGCCCUCACCUUGCCAGCAGCCAUGUGGGGGUGGACACAGGGAAGUGCAGGUAUGUGACUUCCAGAGGCACCGAAGCGGGGCCCCUGGAGCCACCGCCAUCCGGGAGGUACAGCCAGGCAAUGUCGGGACCACGCGGGACCCAGGCCCAUGUGGAAGCAGAGCCCCUCCGAACUCCAUCCCAGACCUACCGCGUGGCUGCGGCGACCAGGACCCCGGCCCAGAGGCAGCCAGCACCUGCAGUGACCAAGGCCCACGCCCAGGUACGGCCAACACCUUUGCUGGCCAGUGCUGUGCCGCAGUCGUGCCCCACAGCCCCCGUGACCCGGGCUCCACCUCAGCCAGGUGCAGUGACCGUGGCGACAAAGACCUCAGCUCAGAUGCUCCCGGCGACCGCCCCAGUCAGAAGCCCGCUGCAAACCGCUCAGCCAGCCACUGUGUGCAAAGCCCCGUCCCAGCUGGGCCCCUCGACCUCCACGACCAAGCCCCCGGCCCAGAUGCGCCUCCCGGGCAUCAUAACCAGGACUCCAGCCCACAUCCGGUCCGUCACUGCCGUCCUCAAGAUGCUUUGCCUGACGCUCCCGGCUGCUGGAAACCCCAGGGCUGCACCCCCAGCCGCAGGACAGGCUGGGAUCCCCAGCAGCUCAUCCAGCCUGCAUCCGGACGCAGCGAGGACCAGGGGCCCCGCAAACACAGGGCAGGUGGCAGCAGGGACAGGGAAAGUCUCAGACCUUCGCUGUGGGGCGGAAGGGAGAGUCGGGGGCGUCCCCCAGCCCCGUCUGGAAACUGGGGCUCCCAGGGCUCCAACAAAGGAACCUUUCCAAGCCGAGAAAACCCACACUGGCGUCCAGAAGCUGGCGACCAAGGAAACGGGGUCUAAGACCAACGUGGCAACGCAAGCGACCAGGGCGUUACCGUGGGCCGGAGUCAGCGAGGCCCAGAAGCAGCCGUUGUCACAGACUCACCUGAGGACGGAAGCUCUCGAGGCCCAGUCCCAGGUGUACAUGCCCAUCCAGGUGGCAGUGGCCCUGCCGCAGGCUCAGGUGGCUGCUGUGCUGGCCAAGGCCCUGGGGCAGCCGGCCAAGGUGCCGUCCCAGGCACAUCUGUGCAAGGCACAGCCGACCACAUGGCUGCCAGCCACGUCCCGUGGCCCUCUGCCCACCGAGCAGACCCAGGCCCUGUCCCGGCCACAGCUGGCCGCCCGCGCAGCCAAGGCUGCUCCCUGGGCCCCUCCACCCAGCAGGCUGACCAAGGCACUGUCCCUGGUGCACCUCGUCACGUGUCUGAGCAGGGCGCAGUCCCAGACCCAGCUGGUGACAGAUGCAACCCAGCGCAUCCAUGCGGCCCACCAGUCCACUGACCUCGGCAGCAAGGCCCAGUCCCACCCGCUGCUGACCGGACCCACAGCAUCCACCCCCUGCUGCCGGCACCCGGGGACUCUCAGCUCAGUGUCCCGUGUCAAGCCAGACCACAGACAGGGCAAGGCCACCCAAGGCCCCCGCCCCACGGCCCCAGAGCCGCAGGGUACACUGGUCUCUCUGGUGGCUGCCGCUGCUGCCACACAGCCCAGCUGCAAUGUGGAACCCUGGGGUGACGGCAAGACCACGCAGGCCCAGCCGCCAGCACCCAGCCAGGAGGAUGUGGCGGCCUCGCAGAUCACUGCCCUCUGCGUGGAGCUGGCCGCUGUGCUGGACUCCAGGGAAGAUCUGUGCACACUGCUGACCAAGGUCCUCUCUCAGGGAGAAGUGCAAGCCGCCUUGAACCAGGCCCUGUCCGAGGAGGGCCUGGGGGCCACCGUGGGCCAGGCCCCACCCCAGGGCAUGCUGGGAAUGGCCCUGGCGAAGGCUCUGUCCCGGGCCCAGCUGGCCGCCAUCCUCCCCAAGGCCACCUCAGAAGUCGCCAGCAGCAAGAUGCCGCUGCCUCUGGCUUCGGCGGAGGAGAUGGCGUGGGACCCCUGCCUGGGCUGCCCUGUGCGGCCGCAGUCCCGCAAGGGUACAGCUUGCUGGCGUCAAUCUGUGGGAGCCAAAGAGGGGAGUCCCGGUCUCCCUUGCCCCACCACGGGCAGAGGCCUGAGGCAGCCAUCCAAGCCCACUCAAGAAAACCUCAAAAGAGCUCAGCCCCCAAAUCCCAGACAAGCCUCCCCAGCAAUCGAUGAGGAGACCCCGAGUCCAUGGCAGGGUGCCACAGUGCCACAUGUCACAAGCGUCCACAAGGACUCGGUCGGUGCCAGUCUGUCCCCAGACGUCCACCCAGCAGGAAAAGGAUCCAGCCCAGGGUCUUGCUUCCUUCCUGCCCUCCUCCCAGGAGCCUCCGACCGGCCUGCUAGGGUCCCCCCUCGGUGAGUUGGUGGGCAGCGUGCCCAGUGUGUUGGCCCAGUGCACGACCCGGGUGACAGUGACUCACAGCUCGCCCAGCCUCUCCCCCGCGUCCAUGGGCAGCGUGGCCACUAUCGAGGUCCUGGACCACACUGGGGAGGGCAGCCGGGACGGGGAGCCCCACUUGGAGGCCCUGGUGUCUCGGGAGCCCGUGAGGCGGCCCCAGAACCCGAGGGACCCAGAAAAGACCACAGGAGCCACCCCGAGGUCCCUGAGCCUGCGUCUCCCCUGCCCACCCCGGAGGCCCCGAGCGCACACCUGGCCUGUGCCACACCUUGGUGUCCAGCUGCCUGGCCCUGGGCAUCCACUGGGACACAGAGGGGGAGGAGGGACAGAGCCCCGUGGAGGCGACUGAGAGAACGGCCCCAGGACUGUCUUUGGGCGCUGAGUUCCCCACCGUGGGCCUGCAGCCGUCUGUGGCCCCCAGGUUUUCUUGUCUCCCCUCUCAACCUUUGCUGACCAGCAGGGCAGCCUCAUGCCCAGGCCAGUCCUCUGGGCCAACUCCAAGCCUGUCCCAGCCGACUGUGUCCACCAGGUCACACCCCGGCCUGGGCCACCCGUCUAUGGGCAGCGGCAUGGGCCCAGGGUCACACCAGCCACCCGGAGUCUGCGGGAUAAACCCAAGCCUAUGGCCAGUGAGCUGUCCCCAGGCCUGAGCCAGCCCCUCUGUCCCGCAGGAUGGCCUGCAGAUGGGCCCGCCCAUUUCUGGGUACCAGGAUGGCCCCUUAUGCAUCCCAGCCACAUGUGGCCAAUCUGGGGUCCCCAAGCCUGGUCCGGUGACCCGUGGUCUGGGGGAGGUCACAGCUUCCCCGAGCCACCUUCCGUCUCUGAGCGGCUCCGAUCUGCCGGGCUCGAGGGUACACAGUGCCACACCUGCUCAGCAUCGCCCGUCCCUUCUGGUGCCUGCUGGCUCUGGCAGGUCCUACCCUGGGGUGGCCAGCCAGCCAGCGGGGCUGGGCCCUGGACCAGGCUCCUGUGGGGCACGGCAUGGGGCCGAGGGACGAUCCCCUCAUUGUGACCGGCGCAGCCCUAAACCCCCAGGACCCUGAGCUUGACGGGAUGUGGCCUGAGUUCCAUCAGCCCCCAGUAUCUGCGAGGGGCCAAGUGCAGCCGCUGUUCCAGCCCCCCCCCCGUCAGGUGUGCAUGGCCCUCGAGGAGGACCCCGGUCCACUCUGGGGACUUUGUAUGUCCCAUGACACUUGGCUCAAGGGGGUGGCUGCCAGCAUACCCCAGGGCCACAUGGCUGGUGGUGCAUUCCUGAGUCUGUCCCCGGGGGCUCCCCGAGCUGGCCUGGCUGGGGGCACCUCCUGGCCAUGCAAGGAUGUUUCUGUGAGCCGAUGUCCCAUGGCUGAUGGCACAGCUGCCAUGGCAUCCCAGGUCUUGGAGACUCCUGCUCCUGUGAUGCCCCGGGGACUUUCAGGGACCUCAGGGCUGGGCCAGGGCCUCUCUCCAGCUGUGGUGCCCCAGAGACCCAGGAGGAGCGAGGCCCAGCUGUCACCGGGUGACCUGGAGUCCAGUGUAUGUCCGGCCAGCGUCCCUUUUCCAGUGACUCUGGACCACCAGGCCCCUGACGUGGCCACCGCAGUCCCAUCCAGCUGCCAGUAUGCAGGUUUGUCUCUCAGCCCUGGGAUGAGCAUGGCCAGCGGUGGCCUUGUGCCGGGUUCUGCGGGCAGGAUGACCCUAGACACCGUGGUCCCAGACACUAGUGGCCUGGCUUUCAGUCUCCCCCCAGGGUCUGUCAUCAGAGGCAUGGCCCAGGGCCUCCCCCCCGGGGCCUGUGACGGAUAGUAUGUUCCAGUGUGGCCCAGGGUCUCCCCCGAUGCUCUAUGGUUGCCAGUAGGGUGGUCCCCAGGCAGGUGGCAGGAUCUGGCCCCAGGGGGAAGCCCUGUCUCUCUGAAGGACCCCUGGCUAGAUUUUCAGCCCCAAGGCUGCCCCCAGCUUUGCUGGGCCCACAGGGAUCCCUGGGUUCCAUGGCAAAGAGUGUGGGCUACAUCCCAUCGCCUGGGUCCCUGCUGGUAGGUCUCUCUCCCCACCCUUUCCACCGAGCCAGGGCUGGAGAGGAUCCUGCUGGCUCCUCCCAGGGCUCUGGUGCCACCAGCUUGGCUCAAGCUCAUCCUUGGGCCCCAGCUAUGAGUUACGCAGCCAGGGGGUGCCGAGUGCCCACAGCCCUGUCAAGGGGAUCAUGGUUUGCCCAGGACCCUGGGAGGAGGAUGUCUGGGGCCCCGGGUAGCCAGGCCAUGUUGAGGCCCAGAGCAGCACAGGAGAGUCUGUCCCAGGUACUGGGGUCCAGCAGGGAGCCCAGCCCAUCUGAGCUCCUCCAGGGCAUGGUGUGGAUGCAUCCCGGUCCCCUGGGAUGUGUGACCUCUUCAUAGAGGGGACGCUUCCCAAAGACCCAAUGUGACCGUUCAGGAAGGCGGCUCCCAGCCACGCCAGCCAUGUGGCCUCUGUCUCUGCCCAGGCCCUGAGUUUAGGCAGGCACCCCAUGGCCAGUGAUGCCACCCUGAUUCUCCAGCCAAAGUCAGUGAGCAGUUGGAAGCUGCCAGCUGGACCCCUGGUGUGCAGGCGGAGUCUAAGGUAGACAGGGCCACGUGUUGGCCCCUGGCUCCCGUGGGCCCUGAGGGUCUCUCAGCAUUUCCGCAUGAGUCCCUGGGGACAGUGGUGUCCAGCAGGCCUCACGAGGGCCCUGGCUGGCCCCAGGCUGUCUGCACCCAGAGUCUGUAGCCAGAAUAGGGAGCCCCAGGCUUUCCCGGAGGUCGGGAGCUGCUGGUGUGAUCUCCCAUGUCCCGGCGUAUCAGUCCUGGGCCAAACAGGCAACAGCUGCUCUCCUCCAGGGGGAAGCUGCCCCCAGAGGACCCCAGAAACCCACAUCCCAGAACCGGACCCCAAACAGCCCUGCUCAGUCCCCCAGCACGAGAAAACCCUGCAAGUCCCACCACGACAGCCUGGUCCCAGAGCUGCUAGAAGGGCCUGCAGCUGGGCUCCGGCCCUGGCCACGCACACAGACGCCCGGAUCUGGGGCUUCACCCUGCAGUCCCAGACUCGCCUCAGGCCUGACACCCAUGGGGGUGGCACAGGGCAGAAGCGUCCCUAGGCUGUCCCCGAGAGUUCUCAGGGUGCCUCUGGGCCAUGAGUCUUCACCGACUGCACCCGUGGCCCCUCUUUGACCAGCCCCCCAGUAUUUCAUGGGUCCCGUGGCUCACCACCGCAAGCUGUCCCUGACCCCAGGGACCCUCCAGGGCCAGCUACCCCAUCAUUUCAUGGGUCCCACUGUGAGCCACUGCAAGCUGUCCCUGACUCCUGGUGUCCCCCAGGGCCCCACGGACACCAGCCCAUGUGGUGGCCAGCCGUGGAACUCUGCUCUGCCCAGCAUGGCGAUCCGGCCCCUGGACGGCUCUGUGGCCCCCCACAAUGCAUGGCAGCCACCCAGGGGCCUGGGGCCAGGGGGCAGAGCAGGCCAGGCUGGGCCACUGGAGUUGACCACGUCGCUGGAGCACAUG